CCCGUUGGUGCACGCUCGCAUCGCAAGCAGGCCUCCCUCCUGCCGCUGCCGCCUCCCCUCAUCGUCUCUCUCGCCCUCUCACUCUCCCUGCUCCCCUCGUCGCCUCUCAAGCCCUCUCACUCUCGCUCCCCUCGUCGUAUAUCCCUCCCUUUCACUCUCCUGCUCCCCUCGUCGUCCAUCUCGCCCUCUCACUCUCUUCCUCCCCUCGUCGUCCGUCUCGUCCUCUCACUCUCUUCCUCCCCUCGUCGUCUCUCUCGCAAGAAACUCAAGAACAAGUCUUCGGUCUCUUCCUCUCUCGGUCGUGCAGCAAAUCCGUGUGGGGAAACACGGAUUUCGGCAAUUUAAACCGAUUCUGAAAGUAUCUUGUGGCUCGCCCUGUUACCGCAGGUCAGGAAAGAGAAAAGGAAACAGAAAGAGAGAGGACGACGAUCCCGGAGGGAAGGAAAAUUGCGUGGCUUUCUCUGCAGGAAAUAAUAUUUCCAGAAAUAUAUUUCCAAUUCCAGAUUUCCAGGCCAUCAAACGACCCCUAAAGCAAUAGGAAAAUAUGCUAUAAAUUCUCUGGCUGAAGGAGUCGGAGCCCCAUUCGUGCUGAGGACGGAGCAAGUUUUUGGGAUUUUUGCAUCCACCCGCGGGGACAGAGAUAGAGAGAUCAGGCACGCAAUCACCAUGUCGAAGAGAGACAGAGGGACGAGGCAUACCAUGACGUCCAACAACAACCUGAAACCGGAAAACCAGAUGGACUCCGAUCAGAGUUCUUCAUCUGAAGAGGAAGAGGUAGAGAGAGAGCUCGCGGAUUUUAGCUUCGAGGAGCUUCACAGGGCUCGAUCCAGCGGGUUCGUCUCCGUGAACUUGAAGAAGGAUUCAACCCAAAAUAAGCACGCAAGAGCGAACAAAAACAGGCCGAUGGAGGCUAGCAGCAAGAAGCCUGCGAAGAGGCUCAGACAAGUGAUUGAGGUGCCCAAAAAGGAAGUGCGGGACCCACGGUUUGAAUCUUUGUGUGGAGACCUUGAUGUUGAUGGGUUCAGAAAACGUUAUGGCUUCCUGUUUGAGGAGGAACUACCUAAGGAACGAGAGAAAUUGCAAAAGAUGCUGAAGAAGUCAAGGGACCCAAAGUCCGUUGAAGAAUUGAAAGGACACAUCUCGUGGAUAGACAAGCAACUAAAAACUGGAUCUGCAAAGAAACUUGAUUCUAGAAUACUAGCAGAACACAAGAAAAAGGAAAGGGAAGCUGUAAAACAUGGAAAGCGUCCGUUUUACCUGAAAAAAUCACAAGUGCGGGAGCAACGGCUGAUAGAGAAAUAUAAUGAACUCAAGGCAAAGGGAAAGCUUGAGGCUUUCAUGGCAAAGCGGCGGAGGAGAAAUGCUUCCAAAGGACAUCGGAAUAUGCCAUAUCGCCGGCUUGGUGAUGGCGAACAGUAGCAGUCUGUUGAAUAAAAGCAUAGAGAGCUAGUGCUGUGCAUGAAAUUAAGGGAUGUUGGAAUUUGGAAGCUGCUGAGUGGCUGAAAUGCUUUCUUUUGCUCUUAUCGAGCUUAGGAGGGUGGCAGUUACCUAUUGAAGUAAAUUAAGACCACAGAAAAGUGAUCAUUCUGGCUGCCGGGAAUUUGAGGAAGUUGAGAAGGGAUGUGAGAAAUUCCUGAAAAAGGUUGGAAAGGGGAGUAAUCUAUUUUGCAGGGAAUACAGGAUGUUACUCUUGGGCAUGUUUUACCUGUAAUUUGUUUCCUCCAAGGCUUUGGUGCCUUACAGGGGAUCCCUGACUUUUCACGAAUUAAACAGAAUCAUUAAUUUCAUCCUUGUCCAAUGACUGAAUGAUGUUGAGUUAGAUCAGUUGAAGGAUUUUUGCAA
Molecule: messenger RNA, 1842 nt
Organism: Nymphaea colorata (pocket water lily)
Lineage: Eukaryota; Viridiplantae; Streptophyta; Magnoliopsida; Nymphaeales; Nymphaeaceae
Exons: 10
Coding region: 667-1419 (250 amino acids)
Biological process (GO): maturation of SSU-rRNA from tricistronic rRNA transcript (SSU-rRNA, 5.8S rRNA, LSU-rRNA)
Cellular component (GO): nucleolus; 90S preribosome
Source: RefSeq, a predicted model, not a curated record